Molecule: messenger RNA, 1637 nt
Organism: Salarias fasciatus (jewelled blenny)
Lineage: Eukaryota; Metazoa; Chordata; Actinopteri; Blenniiformes; Blenniidae
Gene: hmgcl
Product: 3-hydroxy-3-methylglutaryl-CoA lyase
Exons: 9
Coding region: 32-1045 (337 amino acids)
Biological process (GO): L-leucine catabolic process; ketone body biosynthetic process
Molecular function (GO): hydroxymethylglutaryl-CoA lyase activity
Source: RefSeq, a predicted model, not a curated record
GCGGUGACGUCAGCGCGGAGGCUGGACCAGCAUGGCGGCCGUCAUGAGGCUUGUAAACAGAGGAGCUUUAAACUCGGCCAUGGGGCAGCAGUACCUGUUGUUCAGCUCCGCAGCGAAGCUCCAGGCCGUUGGUGUCAGAGCGGGUCAAGCUCUACCAGAGAGGGUGAAAAUAGUGGAGGUGGGACCCAGAGAUGGUCUUCAAAAUGAGAAGAGCAUCGUGCCCACAGAGGCUAAAAUCAGUCUCAUUAACAUGCUGUCAGAGUCAGGACUGCAAGUCAUCGAGGCCACCAGCUUCGUGUCUCCAAAAUGGGUCCCGCAGAUGGCAGAUCAGAUGGAGGUGAUGAAGGGUAUAAGCAGGAAGCCGGGAGUGUCCUAUCCAGUCCUCACGCCAAAUCUCAAAGGAUUCCAGGCUGCUGUAAAGGCAGGAGCUGCUGAGGUAGCCAUAUUUGGUGCUGCAUCAGAGCAGUUCAGUAAGAAGAACAUAAACUGCUCAGUGGAUGAGAGUUUACAGCGCUUUGACGAAGUCAUGAAAGCUGCGAAGGAGGCUGGCGUGCCAGUUAGAGGUUAUGUGUCGUGCGUUGUCGGAUGCCCGUACGAAGGCAAGGUGGCACCAGAAAAAGUUGCACAUGUCGCUAAGCGUCUGUACUCCAUGGGCUGCUAUGAGAUCUCACUGGGUGACACCAUCGGAGUGGGAACGCCUGGCAGCAUGACUGAAAUGCUGGAGGCAGUGAGCAGAGAGGUGCCGGUCAGCGCCUUGGCCGUGCACUGCCACGACACCUACGGCCAGGCUCUGGCUAACAUCCUGGUAGCCUUACAGAUGGGGAUCAGUGUGGUGGACUCAUCAGUAGCCGGGCUCGGGGGCUGUCCCUACGCUCAGGGCGCUUCGGGGAACGUUGCAACUGAAGAUGUUGUUUACAUGCUAAAUGGACUCGGCAUUCAAACGGGUGUGGACCUCUCAAAGCUGAUGGAUGCAGGAGCUUUCAUCUGCCGAACCCUCAACAGGAAAACCAGCUCCAAAGUCGCCCAGGCCACCUGCAAGCUGUAGAGACAGUCCAGACUCUGGUCUCCGUCACAGCCUGUGAGAUAACUCAGAGCCUCUGAAUGGUCACUUCUUCUUGUCAUAAGAACGAUGAGUUUGAUUUAUCGUCCGUCGUGGAUGAUACUGACUCUUCCUCUCACUGGAUUAUAACUUACACUACAUGAUAGCGUUGCUGGAACGGUGCCUUAUGUAAAAAUCACAGGAGUCAAGCUGUCGCCCAUUUUUAACGAUUUGCUUACAUUUCUUUGUGGGCAUUGGGUAAACCAAGCACACACAUAGUUUAUAGUAAUAAUUUAUCCAGUGUUAAUGUCUCGAGAGACUGGUAAAACAAAGCCGAGGUGUUGUUUUGAUUUCUAUCUGCAUGCAGUGAUCACCGUCUUUACAGGGACCCUGUAUUUACCAGAAGCAGAUGUGAAAUGGUACGGGCAUUGUGUGGGAGAAAGUGUGGAUGUGAAAGAAGUUUAAACACCUUAAUGUGUGUAGAAUCCAUUUGUUAGUUUCUUUUUAAUUUAGAGAUGGCCUUCUUCAUAUUUAACAUGUAUCGAGAGAUUUUUGCAUUGUGUAAAUAAAAUAUUUUCUGAAUGGAAAUUGUCAUUUU